AUGGUAGCAGCCUCUGGUAUCUUCCCAGGGCUUCUCAUGGCCCACGCUGUGGUUGUCACGCAAGAAGGUCCCGCGUCACAUUCCAGCUAUUCGGGAUUUAACUUUCAACCUGGCCCUCAUCACCACCACCUGAUCAGUCUGUCUGACAGGGACGGGGCUGGGUCACGACUGUCUGGAGAACUGCCCUGGAAUAUCUUCCCUCUGAAGAAGGCGGACAGGGAAGUGGUUCAGUGUGGCUACAGACCUGCCUUUCCAAACUCAUCAUGGCUGCUCUUCCGCGAAUUGCUGAAUUCCCGUGGCAAAUUAGAAAUGGCAGUAGUAAAUGUCACUGUGGUCAUAGGAGCCAAAACACUCAGCAGCACCCACUUGGAGAGAAAGCAAGUACAGAAGAUCAUUAUUCACAAAGACUACAAGCCACCCUCCCUCGACAGCGACCUCUGCUUGCUCCUGCUCGCCACGCCAGUGGAGUUCACCAGCUUAAAAAUGCCCAUCUGCCUGCAGGAGAAGGAGAGGGUCUGGGACAGGUGCUGGAUGGCAGAGUGGGUGCCGACUGCUAUGCAUGGCCCAUCCGAGAACGCCAACACGCACCUGAAGAAGCUGCGGGUGAGCCAGAUCAGCCGGAGGGAGUGCAGCAAGUGGGUCCAGCAACUCCCCAGGGCCACGCUCUGUGCCUGGCAGGAACAGGACACCAAUGGCAACAGCCAGGGGGACAGCGGGGUGCCCAUGGUCUGUGCUGACCACGGAUCCCAGAGGCUCUUCCAGGCGGGCGUCUUCAUCUGGGGCAAGAGCUCUGGCUCCAGGGGAAGGCCUGGCGUGUUUGUGUCUGUGGCUCAGUUCAUUCCAUGGAUCCAGGAGGAGACCCAGAAGGAGGGGCGAGUCUACUCCUUUGUAGGGGCCCCGGGAAGCUCCCUGGCUUGUGCUCCACAGUACCCCUUGGUGCUGGGCGUGGGGUGGCAACUGCUGCUCACUGCCAUGCUCACCGGCGAUAAAUCGAGUCACUGGGCUUGA
This is a messenger RNA of Marmota monax (woodchuck), 1008 nucleotides long. It is a transcript of the gene Prss51, whose product is annotated as serine protease 51. Gene Ontology annotation, biological process: proteolysis. Gene Ontology annotation, molecular function: serine-type endopeptidase activity. The coding region runs from base 1 to 1008 and encodes 335 amino acids. Lineage: Eukaryota; Metazoa; Chordata; Mammalia; Rodentia; Sciuridae. The record is from RefSeq and is a predicted model, not a curated record. The transcript has 7 exons.